Octodon degus (degu) is the source of this 1566-nucleotide messenger RNA. RefSeq names its product methyltransferase like 17 (gene Mettl17). The transcript has 14 exons. The record is from RefSeq and is a predicted model, not a curated record. Gene Ontology annotation, cellular component: mitochondrial small ribosomal subunit. Bases 37 to 1413 code for a protein of 458 amino acids. Gene Ontology annotation, biological process: translation. NCBI's taxonomy places the organism in Eukaryota, Metazoa, Chordata, Mammalia, Rodentia, Octodontidae. Gene Ontology annotation, molecular function: structural constituent of ribosome; methyltransferase activity.
UUACCUAGGCUUCCGCUUCCGGUUUGCCUCAGAGCCAUGGCGACCGUACGUGCACCGACCUUAAGCAGGUGGCGCCGGACCCUUCGCCUAGCUCCGCAGUUAUCCCGGGCCCUCGCCGCCCUCGUGCCCAGCGUGACCCACGUAGAUAACAGGUCCGAUUUUCUGGGGAAGAAGCCCCAUCGCCGGCACCCUGGCAUCCUGCAGCUCCCGCACGUGCAGCUGCCGCCCGCCCUCGCUAAAGCCGCGCAGUUGCUGCUGCUCGAGAGCACAGUGGCAGAUGUGGAAGAGAAGGUGCAAACACUGAGCAAUUAUCUGUGGAGCCGACAUUUGCCUGUAGAACCGGAGGAGCUGCAAAGGCGGGCUAUGCAUCUUGAGAAAAAAUUCCUGGAAAACCCAGACUCACCUCAGACAGAGGAGAAACUCCGCAGAGCAGUGCUACAUGCCCUGCGCAGAACUACCUACCACUGGCAGGAACUGAGCUACAAUAAGGAGCUGAGCCUGGUGUAUAUGGCAGCAAGAUUGGACGGUGGCUUUGCAGCAGUCUCCAGGGCAUUCCAUGAGAUCCAGAUUCGAAUUCCACAGUUCCAGCCACAAACCUUGAUGGACUUUGGUUCUGGUACUGGUUCUGUCACCUGGGCUGCUCACACUGCUUGGGGUCAGAGCCUCCGUGAAUACAUGUGUGUGGACAGCUCAGCCGCCAUGUUGGGCUUGGCAGAAAAGCUCCUGAAAGGUGGUUCAGAAUCAGGGAAGCCUUAUUUUCCAGGUGUCUUUUUCAGACAGUUUCUACCUGUAUCACCCAAGGUGCAGUUUGAUGUAGUGGUCGCAGCCUUUGCCCUGAGCGAGCUGCCCAGUGCAGCUGACCGCACCUCGGUACUCCACACUCUGUGGCGCAAGACAAGCCAUUUUCUGGUACUAGUGGAAAAUGGAACAAGAGCUGGGCACCGGCUUCUCAUGGAUGCCAGGGACCUGGUGCUGGAGGGAAAAGAGAAGUCGCCUUCAGACCCUCGUCCUGGGUUCGUCUUUGCUCCAUGUCCCCAUGAACUCCCUUGUCCUCAGUUGAUGGCCUCUCAGCCCCUGGCUUGUAGCUUCUCCCAGGGUUACCAUCCCAUCCCCUUCAGCUGGAAUAAGAAACCAAAAGAGGAAAAGUUCUCUAUGGUGAUUCUUGCCCGAGGAUUUCCAGAGGAUGCUAAUCGAUGGCCACGCAUCACGCAGCCUGUCCUUCGACGGCCCCGCCAUGUACAUUGCCACCUGUGCUGCCCGGACGGGCAUAUGCAGCACGCUGUCAUCACGGCCACCCGGCACGGCAGGGACUUGUACCGUUGUGCCCGUGCCAGCUCUUGGGGAGACCUUUUGCCUGUGAUCACUCCACCCGAGUCUCCUCCGUCCUCCAAGCAGGAUCCACCUGAGAGUUGACAGGGAUGCAUAGCCAGUGUUUUCUCUCAGACCUGCUGAAGCUAUAGCUUCCUGGUAUCCAGGAAGGAAGUGCUGAGACCCCUGUAUGUCUGUACUUGUUUGAAGUUUUAAUAAUAAUAAAUUUUUAAAGAAUGGAAAUGAAUUUUGUUUUCC